GGCCGCAUCCAUCCACCGAGAACCCAAAAAAAUCUGCGAUCGGCCCGGCCACUGCUCAGCCAUGUCCUCGCUCGCCGUCGGCCGAGGGCUGGAGGACCUGGAGCUUUGGCUCGGGGGCCUCUUCACGGCGGCCGAGAUCGCGGCCGCGGACCUGCUCCUGCAGCUGAGCGUCGCCGGAGCCCGACGGGACGACGAGGCGGCGGCGGCGGAGUCGUCAUCGGCCACCACGUGCUCGUCGCGGAGGUCGGCGAACCCGUGCCUGGAGGACCUCGACGCGGAGGCGGAGAAGCGGGUCGUCGUCAAGGAGCCGCCCGUGUCGACGGAGCUGGACAUGAGGGCCAGGAAGAGCUCCGGGGCGAAGAAGAAGAAGAAGCGGAAGAGGCACCACCACCACGGCGACGACCACACGUUCGGGUCCUCCUCGUCGGAGGGGGCGACGAGGUACGGCGGAGACCACUACUAGAGACACAAAGUUUAGUGUAGAAUGGCUUUUGUGUAAAUACGCCUGUCCGUCGUGGUCGUAGCUAGCUAGCUAGCCACCAAUAUUUUCAGAGACGAAACGGAAGAGGACAAACGCUACACAGCUUUGCUUCGACAGGAAGCAGCUGGCUGGCUGGCGCCUCCACUUCUGAAUUUCGAGUUUGAAUCUAGUCUUCAGGGACCUCCAAAUAUCGGAGCUCGUCACUCUACAAAUGCAUUUCCGCUCGCGUUUCCCUCUUCUGCGAUUUGAAUUCGAAUUCAAAUAUCCAGCUUCUCCCCCUGUUUCUUUUCGGAAAGCGCGCACGCACGCACGCGAUGGAGUUGCGGUCCCGGCCGGCGUGUGCGAUCACUAAUGCGAGGUCUUCAUGUUUGACAAGAUACAAGCUGACUGGUGAUCCUGAUGAUGUGGAGUUGGACAAGACAGUACCAUUGUUGCUCUGAAUAUUUGUUUUUAAUCUGGAGUUCUAGACGUAUGCAACCGUGUCCUGAAAAGAACUUUCAACAUAUCUUGGACAUUCUU
This is a messenger RNA of Lolium perenne, 1000 nucleotides long. RefSeq lists its product as uncharacterized. The record is from RefSeq and is a predicted model, not a curated record. NCBI's taxonomy places the organism in Eukaryota, Viridiplantae, Streptophyta, Magnoliopsida, Poales, Poaceae.